GAAGCAGAAAGAUUUUCUCUCUCCUCCCUUAGUUACGAUGCUCGCGCAGAUCGUCGCGAGGCAUCAGGAGUUCGCUGCGGACUCGUCUUCAGUCUGAAGGUGUGAAGCGACGCGUGGUCCGUGGAGCUGACGGAGGAAAACAGGUGGAGGCGACAUGGGCAAGAAACAGGAGAAGAGCCCGGAGCCAGAAUACGGAGAACCUGCACAGUUUGACCCGGGCUUCAAUGGACCCAUUCAGAAAAGAGGAUGCACCGACAUCAUCUGCUGCGUCCUGUUCAUGGUCGUCCUCCUCGGCUACAUAGCGGUCGGGAUAUUAGCUUGGCUCUAUGGCGACCCCAGGCACGUUCUUUACCCCAGGAACUCCACGGGGUGGUUCUGUGGCAUCGGGCCAAAUAAAGACAAACCCAACUUGUUCUACUUUAACAUCCUCAAUUGUGCCACAUCUCUCAAUGUCAUGGCAACUGCUCUCAAUGGUUUCCAGUGUCCAACCACACAGGUUUGUGUGGAGAAAUGUCCCUCCGGCUUCUGGGCUGUGGGGGUUGAGUCGUAUCUUCCAGGUGUACAACCAGCGACUGUCUUUAGUCAGAGCCCCUGUGUGCCAUCUUUAGAUCUGGCAAAUACUGACCUGAGUGUUCAAGCCAUCGUGGAGAAGGAGCUGUGUCCCUACUUCUACAUGCCUACAACCUCUGUUCUUGGAAGGUGUUUGCCUGAUAUCACCAAACUGGCCAAUAUCUCUGGGGAAUUUUCAGAUAUUCCAGGUUUGCCCUCCUCAGUUAACGACACUAUCAACCUCAUCAAGAACGGCACUGGGGACAUUGUGGACGGCUUCAACGCCCGGGAAGUCGGUGUCCGGAUCUUUGAGGACUUUGCAUCCUCGUGGCCGUGGAUCCUCAUUGGUCUGCUCAUAGCCAUGUUGGUCAGUCUGCUCUUUCUGCUGCUGCUGAGAUUCACUGCUCCAGUCAUGGUGUGGGUGCUCAUUGUAGGAGUCCUGGCAGCUGGAGCUUAUGGGAUUUGGCACUGCUACUGGGAGUAUGAUAACUACAAGAAAAUCUCCGCCACCAUCUCUGACAUCGGUUUCACCACCAACUUCAACGUUUACCUACAAGUCCAAGAAACCUGGCUGGCAUUCUUGAUAAUCGUAUCUGUGAUGGAGGCGAUCAUCCUCUUGACGCUCAUCUUCCUAAGAAACAGAAUCCGCAUAGCCAUCGCCCUCAUCCAGGAGUCCAGCAAGGCGAUCAGUCACAUGAUGUCUGCACUGCUGUACCCUCUGGUCACCUUUGUCCUCCUGAUGGUGUGUGUUACUUACUGGGGCUCCACUGCUUUAUAUUUGGCCACGUCAGGAAGUCCCAUCUACAAAGUGGUGGCUCUCAACUCCUCAAUGAGUGACUGUAAGAGUGUGAAUGGCACAGAGAACUGUGACCCUCAGAACUUCACCUCGUCAGAUUACCCAGGAUGCCCCUCAGCCAGCUGCAUCUUCAUCAAGUACAACAACGAGGGUCUCUUGCAGAGGAACCUCUUCAACCUGCAGAUCUACAACGCGGUGGCUUUUCUCUGGUGUGUGAACUUCGUCAUCGCCCUGGGGCAGUGCACCCUGGCUGGGGCCUUCGCCUCCUACUACUGGGCCUUCAGCAAACCAGACGAUAUCCCAAUGUUCCCAGUGUGCGGCGGCUUCAUACGCUCCCUCAGGUACCAUGUUGGCUCUUUGGCGUUCGGAGCAUUGAUCCUGACCCUGGUGCAGAUAGUGAGGAUGCUUCUGGAAUAUAUUGACCACAAAACAAAAAGGGCGCAGAAUCCAUUUGCACGUUUCAUAUUGUGCUGCAUGAAGUGUUGCUUCUGGUGUCUGGAGAAGUGCAUCAAGUUCCUCAACAGGAACGCUUACAUCAUGAUCGCCAUUUAUGGGAAAAACUUCUGUGUUUCUGCCAGAAACGCUUUCAUGCUGCUCCUGAGGAACAUAAUAAGGGUCGUGGUGCUCGAUAAGGUGACGGACGUGCUGUUGUUCUUCGGGAAGCUCCUGGUGGUUGGAGGCGUGGGUGUUCUGUCUUUCUUCUUCUUCUCCGGACGAAUUCGGCUCCCGGGCGACACCUUCCGCUCUGAGACCCUCAACUACUACUGGAUGCCGAUCAUUACCGUGGUGUUCGGUAGCUACUUCAUCGCCCAUGGAUUCUUCAGUGUGUACAACAUGGCUGUCGACACACUCUUCCUCUGCUUCUUGGAGGACCUGGAGCGCCACGACGGAUCUCUACAGAAGCCGUACUUCAUGUCCAAGAACCUCAUGAAGAUCCUCAACAAAUCCAACAAGGAGCCGAAGAGAGCUAAAGGGAAAGACUGAAGAGGUUUUCCUCCUCUUCGGCCUCGAGAAACCACAUCAACAGCGAGUCCCAGAUCAGUUCAGGAUCUUUACACUUUGUAACUUUACGUUUUAACACUGCGGCUUCAUCGUCGACCUGAUCUCCUGAUUUUGCACUUUUUAAUUCAGCAUAUGAAUGUUUAAUUUUACAUUUUAAAUAUUUCUUAAGCAGUUCAUGAUUUCGUUCAUUAUGUUGAACAUAAUUUGAUUCAGUUUAUAGUUCUGUGGAUAUGUUAGACCGACUGGACUGGUUGGCCCAAUUCAACAGCUUUGAUGGUUUGUUUUAGUCUUUUACUGAGGACUCUUAACAUGUGAUAUGUUCAGAUAAAAUCUUUUUAGAAAUAUUGUUUCACGUUUAUAUAUUUUUAAGUAUUUGUAAAAAGAGUUGUGUAAGCACAAACGUUUUUGUUAACAUGUUCUAUUGUUCAUAUUAAAAUAAUAAAAUAUAUAUAUACAUUUGUAAACAUGACAUAAUUUGUAACCUUUGCACAUCACGUCAGCGCUUUUUCACUCGCGCCUGGAGUUGCAUUCUGGGUAAUGUAGGCACCAGGUUUUGACACAAUGUGUUUCGAUGCAUUGAUUUUUCUAUUCUUUAAUCGUCCGUGGGAUCAAUUUUUCUUUUUGCAAAGUCAGAUCUGAAUCUCGUCCCAUUAAAGCAACACUACAUGACUUUAUAACCUCAGAAUGGGAAAAGUUCUCCCUGUUUCAAAUCAGUGAACCAGCAACCACCUCGUCCCCCUGAACGUCUGGUGAGCAGAUCUCCUGUGAGAAACAUGGAUCUGACUCAUAGUCACAGAUGAAAUUAUUAGUCAGGUCCAGUAGAUCAGUUAAAAAGACCAUAGUUUAUAAAAUAUGAAGAAACUGAAACAGUUUGGUGGAUUCGUUGCAGCAGCUCUUCUUGAUGACUCUUCAUUUUGAUGUACACUGUGAAAUACAAGAGAACCACUGGACCGAACCAUUCUCACAUUGACUGGGAGGCACAAACUUUUUUUCCGCUCUUGUCAUUAACAUUUAUUAAACAUUUUGAGAGAACAGUUUUUUUUUAUUACUUUUUUCAUUUUAUUUUCCAAUAAAACAGAGGAGUUAUGGAGCCAGAUGAUUUCUCGCUUUACAAAAGCAUCUUGAGACCCAUUCGCACGUCUCGCCGCCCCCCCCGUGGCUGGGUGUCCAGUCAUAACACGUAAAAACAGCAUUUACAAUAUUCAUAUAUACAAAUAUAUAAUGUACACACACUCACUCGGACACAAACAGUCAGAGAAAAAUCAUAAUAACUAAGUGUGACAGAAGUGUUUUACAUAUUAGAAUCCCACUGGGGCUUAGUUAACUGAACUUUCACCUCCACGACUCGUUGAAUGGUUUCUCCCUAUUUCUCACACUGACUCCUCUUCUUCUUCUUCUUCUUGCUGUCAUGUGCAGCUUCUCAUCAAACUACUUCACUAUCCACUGCUUUUCUCUCCUGUCAGAUUUGUUUUACAGUCGCUCAAAUAGAUGCAAAAAAAAUGUAAAAUAAAAAAAAUAUCCCAGACUUGCUCUCGGUCGGUAAACACACCCCUGUGCUCACAGCUCUGUGGGGAGAGGAGCAGCACGUGGUCGAGCACCGGGGCUCUCCGGACUUUAAGACAGCUUCAACUACAAAUGACUUCACAGUGCAAUGGCAGUUUUAUUUGUUUUUUGUUAAGACAUAAGUAUAUAAAAAAUGCAUCCAUCCAUCUGUGCUAUUAUUUCUUGUCAGUAUGAUUUUUUUAAGAGCAGGUCGCAAAUGCUAGAACUCGUUCACGUCACGAUCCAAUUUUACUUUUCCCCCUCUGACGUCGUGUGCGACUGAUGCGCGACUCUUUGGCCUUUUAGGGAGUGAGAAACGGAAAGGGAUU
Molecule: messenger RNA, 4218 nt
Organism: Pleuronectes platessa (European plaice)
Lineage: Eukaryota; Metazoa; Chordata; Actinopteri; Pleuronectiformes; Pleuronectidae
Gene: slc44a4
Product: solute carrier family 44 member 4
Exons: 22
Coding region: 155-2329 (724 amino acids)
Biological process (GO): thiamine pyrophosphate transmembrane transport; choline transport
Cellular component (GO): plasma membrane
Molecular function (GO): thiamine pyrophosphate transmembrane transporter activity
Source: RefSeq, a predicted model, not a curated record